Messenger RNA from Rhodamnia argentea, 1430 nucleotides. Its product is annotated as fructose-1,6-bisphosphatase, chloroplastic. The transcript is spliced from 4 exons. Lineage: Eukaryota; Viridiplantae; Streptophyta; Magnoliopsida; Myrtales; Myrtaceae. Bases 71 to 1306 code for a protein of 411 amino acids. The record is from RefSeq and is a predicted model, not a curated record. Gene Ontology annotation, molecular function: fructose 1,6-bisphosphate 1-phosphatase activity. Gene Ontology annotation, biological process: sucrose biosynthetic process; fructose 6-phosphate metabolic process; gluconeogenesis. Gene Ontology annotation, cellular component: cytoplasm; cytosol.
GCAGCAGCGAGAAGAGCACACUGCGGAGACACCCAAGAGAGAGAAAGACUCGUAGAAGAAGCCUGAAGCCAUGGUCGCAGCAGCCACAUCGGCAGCGGCGCCUCACCGGCUCCUCCUCUCCAACAGGUCCUGCUCCCUCUCCAACCUCUCCUCCUUCAAGCUGUGCGCGCUAGACUCCAGGGCGCUCGUCUCACUGAAGAAGAGACAUGUUGGCACCGCGGCAGGAGGGGUGAGGUGCAUGGCGGUGGCGACGGACACGGCUGGGACAGUGAAGAAGAAGACCGGAUACAAUAUCCUGACGCUGACAACAUGGCUGCUGCAGCAGGAGAAGGAUGGGGUGAUCGAUGCCGAGCUGACGAUCGUGCUGUCCAGCAUCUCAAUGGCGUGCAAGCAGAUUGCAUCGCUUGUUCAGCGGGCCGGCAUUUCGAACAUGACAGGGGUUCAGGGGGCCGUCAACAUCCAGGGUGAGGACCAGAAGAAGCUCGACGUCAUCUCCAAUGAGGUGUUCUCAAACUGCCUGAGAUCGAGCGGGAGGACAGGGAUAAUAGCGUCAGAGGAGGAAGACGUGCCAGUGGCCGUGGAGGAGAGCUACUCUGGCAACUACAUUGCGGUGUUCGACCCACUUGACGGGUCGUCCAACAUCGAUGCCGCCGUUUCCACCGGCUCCAUCUUUGGUAUCUAUAGCCCCAAUGACGAGUGCCUAGCUGACAUCGGGGAUGACGACAACCUCGACAAAGCAGAGCAGAGGUGCGUGGUGAACGUGUGCCAGCCUGGGAACAACCUCCUGGCGUCGGGCUACUGCAUGUACUCGAGCUCCAUCAUCUUCGUCCUCACCAUCGGCAAAGGCGUGUACGCCUUCACCCUCGACCCGAUGUAUGGCGAGUUCGUGCUUACCCAGGAAAACAUCCAGAUCCCCAAGGCCGGCAAGAUCUACUCCUUCAACGAGGGCAACUACCAGCUGUGGGACGACAAGCUGAAGAAGUACAUGGACGACCUCAAGGACCCCGGCCCGACUGGCAAGCCGUACUCGGCCCGGUACAUCGGGAGCCUCGUGGGCGACUUCCACCGGACACUGUUGUACGGCGGCAUUUACGGGUACCCGAGGGACAAGAAGAGCAAGAAUGGGAAGCUGAGGCUGCUGUACGAGUGCGCCCCGAUGAGCUUCAUCGCGGAGCAGGCCGGAGGGAAGGGUUCGGACGGUCAUCAGCGGGUGCUGGACAUACAACCCGUCGAGAUUCAUCAGCGAGUGCCGUUGUACAUUGGGAGCGUGGAGGAAGUUGAGAAACUGGAGAAGUACCUUGCUUAGCAAUCGCACUGUACCAGAAGAAGAACAGGGGUAAUUCUUGUCGUAAAAUGACAUUUUCAUGUUGUAGUGAACCCUCACGUUAAAAAUUGUAGAAAUUCAAAUCGAAGUCACACGAUUCCACGCA